UUCGUGGUAGCUGUUUAUCAUGGGUCUCACCAAUUUGACCAGUGCAUGUUGUUGGGGUCUAUAUCGGCUCCUCGGGGCCAACUUGACAUCCUUUGACGGAUCCGCAGCCUACAAUGCCUCCCUUGCGUCUUACUUUUCGCAGCAGGAGUCCCAGCUCUAUCCCAGUUGCAUUGUAGCUCCCACCACCGUCGAGCAGGUGUCCACUGCAGUCCGCUAUCUCACCACCAAUUCCACCUGCGACUUCGCAGUCCGCUCGGGCGGCCACCAGGUGUUCGCCGGCGCAGCUAACAUCGCAAACGGGGUGACCAUUGACCUGCGGGGCCUCGACCAAAUUGAGGUCAGCGAUGACUACUCGACUGCGACCGUCGGGGUGGGCGCUACCUGGGGCGAUGUCUACGCAGCGCUCGACCCAUUGAACCUCACGGCCGCGGGGGGUCGCGUCAGCGGGGUCGGGGUGGGCGGAUUGACCAUCGGAGGGGGCAUCUCCUACCAUUCCCCGCGGUACGGCUGGACCUGCGACACUGUCGUCGACUUUGAAGUCGUACUGGCCAAUGGCACCAUCGUCCAUGCCAACGAACGCGAGAACCCCGAGCUGCAGACCGCUCUGCGCGGGGGAUCCAACAACUUCGGCGUCGUGACCCGCAUUCAGCUGGCGACGAUCGAGCAAGACCAGAUCUGGGCAGGCCUGGCCUACUACUCCUUCGACACCAUCGACGCGCAGCUGCAAGCGGCCGCCGACUUCAGCCAGCCGGACGGCUACGACGAAUAUGCCUCGUUAGUCCUGAGCUUUGGAUUCUUGAGCACGCGAGAGGCGGCGCUCGUCAACAGCCUCGUCUACACCAAGCCAGAGCCAAACCCCCCGGCGUUUCAGGCUUUCACAGCCAUCCCGUCGGUGAGCAGCACGCUGCGGUUGACGAACAUGUCUGCUAUGUCAAUCGAGCAAGGCUCGUUUCAGCCCAAUGGUGAUCGUCAGCUGUGGCUGGUCACGGCGUUUGAAUCUAGUGUAUCUAUGCUGAACGCUACGUACCGUCACUGGAAUCGCACUUUGGCCGAUGUAAGUGAUGUCGCGGGCAUAGGAUGGUCGCUCUCGCUGGAGCCCCUGCCGCCGGCCAUCUACUCCCGACACAGCGAUACCAACUCGCUGGGCCUAUCAGACACAUCGGGCUCCUUGAUGAUUGUGCUGUUGUCCGCCAGUUGGACACAUGAAGCGGACGAUGCGACCGUGACCGAAGCCGGCCGGAGCCUGAUCUCAGGGGUGGAAGACGACGCCCACGCGCAGAACGCGUAUCACCCGUUCAAGUACUUGAACUACGCGGCUCCAUGGCAGAGUCCGAUUGCGAGUUAUGGCGAUGCGAGUGUUGAGCGAUUGCGUCGCGUGUCGCAAGCAGUGGAUCCGGAGAGGGUUUUUCAGCAGCAGGUUCCGGGUGGGUUUAAGCUUCCUUGAAUGAUGGUUGCUGCGCGUGGUGUUGGCGAUACAAGUUUAUCUCGAAAGUCAAUGCUGAGAUGCGGUUCCAAGUUUUGAGAGUUGCUAUCCGGUAUUUGCUCUCAGGAUCCGGUCAUUCUUGGCUAUGUAUACUUGGCCGAUAACCUUAAAGUAGUUGUAUAAAAC
Molecule: messenger RNA, 1609 nt
Organism: Aspergillus saccharolyticus JOP 1030-1
Lineage: Eukaryota; Fungi; Ascomycota; Eurotiomycetes; Eurotiales; Aspergillaceae
Product: FAD-binding oxidoreductase
Exons: 3
Coding region: 20-1444 (474 amino acids)
Molecular function (GO): FAD binding
Source: RefSeq, a predicted model, not a curated record